UAUCCACCUGCGGCUGUCCAUAUAAAUUGCCCUCAACACACUUUCUCUCUCUUCGAUCGACACUGGCUCGCCCUUCAUCGAACGAGGCCCCAAUCUCUCUCUUUCGCUUCAAAGGUUUUCUUCGUUGGCUGCGGUUGGUUUCUUGCCUCCCCGAUCUUUCUAGGGGAUAUCCAAUUACAGUUGAAUCAUGGGCAAGAGGAAGUCAAGAGCAAAGCCGCCUCCUAAGAAGAGGAUGGACAAGCUGGAUACUGUCUUCUGUUGCCCGUUUUGCAACCAUGGGAGCAGUGUUGAAUGCCGCAUUGAUAUGAAGAACCUGAUUGGUGAAGCUGUCUGUAGGAUUUGCCAAGAAAGUUUCAGCACUACUGUCACUGCGCUUACUGAGCCUAUAGACAUAUACAGUGAAUGGAUUGACGAAUGUGAGCGCGUCAACAACCUGGAGGAGGAUGGUGCCUAGUCUUGUAGAGGGUGGUGAUGCUGAAAUUACUACUAGCUGGUAUGGAGAUGUUAUAUGCAUUCCCUUCGAGAAGAUGCAACUUGUAAGCUAUGGUAUUAUUAUAAGAUAUGGUAUUAUUAUGAAGAGUCUGGUGGUAACCUGUAAGAUAUGAGAACCUGUGGGGUUUUAAUGUGAAAUGAGGAGUUACGUUGCUUCUCGGUUGGUAUGUGCAGCAUGCAUCCUUUA
This is a messenger RNA of Asparagus officinalis (garden asparagus), 679 nucleotides long. Its product is annotated as transcription elongation factor 1 homolog. The transcript has 6 exons. Gene Ontology annotation, cellular component: transcription elongation factor complex. Gene Ontology annotation, molecular function: RNA polymerase II complex binding. Bases 188 to 454 code for a protein of 88 amino acids. The record is from RefSeq and is a predicted model, not a curated record. Lineage: Eukaryota; Viridiplantae; Streptophyta; Magnoliopsida; Asparagales; Asparagaceae. Gene Ontology annotation, biological process: transcription elongation by RNA polymerase II.